Messenger RNA from Saccostrea cuccullata (small rock oyster), 2230 nucleotides. RefSeq lists its product as uncharacterized. The transcript is spliced from 5 exons. The record is from RefSeq and is a predicted model, not a curated record. Bases 21 to 1571 code for a protein of 516 amino acids. NCBI's taxonomy places the organism in Eukaryota, Metazoa, Mollusca, Bivalvia, Ostreida, Ostreidae.
GUUACUCCCCCUGUUAUAAUAUGGCAAAGACAAACUCAAUUCCAGUUGCCCUUUUAUGUUACAACAACCAGAUAUUAGGGCGUCACGUCGUCAUAGACGCUUACAGAGCCAAAGAAUCUAGUACCACAACCUGUCUAUGUACAGUGUCCAGUGAUAAACCUAAUACACUGAACUUCACAAACUACAACGGCGUCCAUCCUGAGAAAGGGUGUGGGAGUUCUGUAAUAGUUCAAGCUGAUGGUACAAGUUUUUCAAUGAACUGUUUUGUGACUGACAAGCAGCUUCAAAUUAAUGGGUCAGAUGUUAAAAUUAAUCUAGAGGAUCCACGGCUAACCUCCGACACAAGUUACUGUAUAUCUGUUGAAUCAGCUGAUUCAUCUGCCAUGCUAAACAUCUCUUGUGAAGGAGACACUUUACCUUCUUCAACAACAACACUAUUUCCUCCAACAACCGAGCAGGAAGAGACUUCUUCAUCUUCCCUGACAACUGGAAGUCAGACAACCACGGACACAAGUCUGUCAUCACCUAUAACAACAGCACAAAUUACAACCACAACAUCAACCGCCUCACAAAGUCUAUCAACAUCAACUCAAUCGUCAGUUCCAACAGAAGAAAGCACCUCAUCACUCUCAACAACAGCUUCUCAAACCUUACCCGCGUCAUCCCAGGCAGCAACAACUGGAGCUUUAAUGACAACGGCAGCUACUUCAAUAGACACUGUGACAACUUCAUCUUCAUUCCAGACAGUGACCACAUCUGAAAUUUUAACCACUACAUCAAAUAUUGUCACUAGUGGUCUUACCACAGAAAUAGAUACAACCACUGAAGACAAGACCACUGACAAUGACGUAACUAAGGAUAGGCCAGAGUCCACCACUGGAAAUAACGUCAUAGAAUCAUCAACUGCUCCCACUCAAACCCCAGCUCUCACAACAACGAAAGACGUGGCAGACUCGACAACAGCUCGAUCUCAAACUUCAAAGUCUGUAACAACGCAAAACUUGACCUCAACAGCUACUGAGCAGGUGUCAAAACAACCAGUGACGUCAACGUCAUCAUCAGCAAUAUUGACAUCUACCGACGGUAUCCAGAGUACCACUACAAAGAGAACGACGCCAUUUGUAACAACUAGUAAACCCCUUCCGGAGCGGGGGACUCCAUGGAGUGGAAUAAUUCCAGCAAUAUUACUUGGAAUAAUACUUCUCGUUGUAUUGGUUUUUGCCUUCAUCAAAUGCCAAAGAAGCCGAGAGAUAAAGUAUCCUAAAGAUAAUGAGAACAUCUCCAUUGAUAAAUAUCCAUCCAUGGGAGAAACAAACUUUGGUUAUGAUGCUUAUGACGAGGGACCUGACAUUAAUGCAGAGUUUACGAAAAUUCCCGAGGAAAUUGAAAUAGAUGGUAUUGUUUUAUCAAACACUACCAUAGAUGAUGUAGAAUCCCACGUACAACCCCACAACUUAACAGAAGGACCAUUUGUUAGAUAUAAUGUGAAAGAUUACCGGGCGAGUGGAAAUAUUCCAAAGUACGCUGUUGUCAAUAAAGGCACUCAAAACGGACCUGAUAUUUAUUUCUAGCAAGUAGUAAUUGCGAAAGUUAAUAGAACUGAGUUGUUGAAUUUGUUCUGAACCCCAGAACCUUAGCAGCUUCAAUAGUAAUGUACUCUGUUCAGUGAUAUAUAAGAUGCUAGUAGUACAUUGACUCCAUUUGAAUUAACAGUACGCAUUUACAUCAUGAUCAAAGGUGUUUGCCUUGGAAAAUAUUCUCAUUCAACCAGUAUAUCAUACUGAUGGAGAAAAUAUUUCACGUCACAAAACUCGAUUGAAUGAAGAAUUAAAUAGAAUUUAUCUUAAUGGCAACUAUUGUUAUUAUCAGCAUUACAAUACAUAUGGUGCUCUCAUUUUAUUUGUACACAUCAUUCAUGCGUUUGCAAGGGAAAGUCAGGGUAAAAUUUUCAUUUGAAGAUUCAAAAAAUCAUGACAUCAUAAGUUAUUUGUUUAUCUGAUUGUGCAAUUUUUGCAGUUAAGCAAUUUUUAUGAUUUUUUUGUAAUCACAUGUGUAAUUAAAUGAGAGAAAAUUAAAUGCAUACAUUUGGAACAAAUAUGUCCGAAUUUAUAUGCUUUUUACUGUUAUUGUAGAAUUUUCAGACGUGUGUUGUGGAUUUAUUUGUAUAUGGGAUUCUUUAAAUUACAAGACAUGAAUGUAUAUUUUCAUUAUUCACCUAAAGUUAUUACCA